AUGGAAGCUUUAUGUCGUUCUAAUAGGAAUCUUUCUUGUGCACAGCCGGCGAAUUUGUUCUCGAAGAUUCCACAGGCAUCCGCCACAGCUUCCGCGAAAGGCAGGUCUCGGAUUCUUCGAGAACGAUUUUUUCAGGCGCCCUAUCCUCCACCCCAAAAAGUCGAAAUGGCAACAGAAAGCUUCGGAUUCCAGGCUGAGAUCAGCCAGUUGCUUGACCUGAUCAUCAACACUUUCUACUCCAACAAGGAGAUCUUCCUGCGAGAGUUGAUCUCCAACGGCUCUGAUGCCCUCGAUAAAAUCCGAUAUGCCUCCCUUACCGACCCCUCCCAGCUCGACACAGAGAAGGAGCUCUACAUCCGCAUCACCCCCGACAAGGAGAACAAGAUCCUCUCCAUCCGCGACACCGGUAUUGGCAUGACCAAGGCCGACAUGGUCAACAACCUCGGUACCAUCGCGAAGUCUGGAACCAAGGGCUUCAUGGAGGCGCUUAGCUCUGGCGCUGAUAUCUCUAUGAUUGGUCAAUUUGGUGUCGGCUUUUACUCUGCCUACCUCGUUGCUGAGCGCGUCCAAGUCAUCUCAAAGCACAAUGACGACGAGCAAUACAUCUGGGAGUCUGCUGCUGGAGGCACCUUCACCAUCACCCCCGACACUGUCAACCCUCCUCUCGGCCGUGGUACCGAGAUCCGCCUCUUCAUGAAGGAGGAUCAGCUUGAGUACCUCGAGGAGAAGAAGAUCAAGGAGAUCGUCAAGAAGCACUCCGAGUUCAUCUCCUACCCCAUCCAACUUACCGUGACAAAGGAAGUCGAGAAGGAGGUCGAAGACGACGAAGAAGAGGAGAAGGAAGCUGACGAGGAGAAGGCCAAGAUUGAAGAAGUCGACGAGGAAGAGGAGAAGAAGAAGAAGACCAAGAAAAUCAAGGAGAAGGAGGUCUCCAACGAGGAGCUUAACAAGACUAAGCCCAUUUGGACUCGCAAUCCUUCCGACAUCACCCCUGAGGAGUACGGUGCCUUCUACAAGAGCUUGACUAACGACUGGGAAGACCAUCUCGCGGUCAAGCACUUCUCGGUUGAGGGCCAGCUCGAGUUCAAGGCGAUUCUCUUCAUUCCUAAGCGUGCCCCCUUCGAUCUUUUCGAGUCCAAGAAGAAGCGCAACAACAUCAAGCUCUAUGUCCGCCGCGUUUUCAUCAUGGACGAUUGCGAGGAUCUCAUCCCUGAGUACCUCAACUUCGUCAAGGGUAUCGUCGACUCUGAGGACCUUCCUCUCAACAUCUCUCGUGAGACCCUCCAACAGAACAAGAUUCUUAAGGUCAUCCGCAAGAACCUUGUGAAGAAAGCUCUGGACCUCAUCAGCGAGAUCGCCGAGGACAAGGACAACUUCAGCAAGUUCUACGAGGCUUUCGGCAAGAACAUUAAGCUCGGUAUUCACGAAGAUGCUCAGAACCGCAGCAAGCUCGCUGAGUUCUUGCGCUUCUACUCGACCAAGUCGACUGAGGAGCAGAUCUCACUGAAGGACUACAUCACCCGUAUGCCCGAGGUCCAGAAGACCAUCUACUACCUCACCGGCGAGUCCCUCGCUGCCACCCGCGACUCUCCCUUCCUUGAGGUUCUCAAGAAGAAGGGUUUCGAGGUCCUACUUCUCGUCGACCCCAUCGAUGAGUAUGCCAUGACGCAGCUCAAGGAGUUCGACGGCAAGAAGCUUGUCUGCGUUUCCAAGGAGGGUCUCGAACUCGAGGAGACUGAGGAGGAGAAGAAGGCGCGUGAGGCUGAGACUGCUGAGUUCCAAGACCUCUGCACCGCUGUUAAGGAUGCUCUCGGUGAUAAGGUUGAGAAGGUCAUCAUCUCUAACCGUAUCAGCGACUCGCCCUGCGUGCUCGUCACUGGCCAAUUCGGCUGGUCGUCCAACAUGGAGCGUAUCAUGAAGGCGCAAGCUCUCCGUGAUUCAUCUAUGUCGUCGUACAUGGCAUCGAAGAAGACCCUCGAGUUGAACCCCACCAACGCCAUCGUCAAGGAGCUGAAGCGCAAGGUCAAGGAAGACAAGGCUGACAAGUCGGUCCGCGACCUGACCUACCUUCUCUUCGAGACCGCCCUCCUCACCUCCGGUUUCACCCUCGAUGAGCCAUCUUCGUUUGCUAAGCGCAUCUAUCGCAUGAUUGCCCUUGGCCUCGACGUUGACGAUGAGGAGGAGAGCGCUCCGGCUGCUGAGACCGAGGCACCUGCACCAGCUGAGGGCGCUUCGACUUCAGCCAUGGAGGAGAUCGACUAG
Molecule: messenger RNA, 2262 nt
Organism: Cyclocybe aegerita
Lineage: Eukaryota; Fungi; Basidiomycota; Agaricomycetes; Agaricales; Hemipholiotaceae
Source: the annotation of a GenBank genome assembly